AUGUCUAGCCGGUUCGUCUCUGGCGGUACGAUAACUUCUAGCGGCGAACCCUCGAAAGAUGAGAGCGGCCAUGAGGCGGUGGUGGCGGCCGCGAGGGAGCCGCUGAUGAAGAAGAAUGCCGAAUGGGAGGCGGUGCAGCACGAACUUGAGGAGGAUAGGAAGAAGAGGGAGCAGGCGAGGGCGAAUUUGGCGGGGGAAGGGCAGCAGAGCUUGUAUGAUGUGCUGCAGGCAAAUAAAGCGGCUAAGCAGGCGGCUUUUGAAGAGCAGAUGAAGCUGAAGAAUCAGUUUCGCGCCCUGGACAAUGACGAGAUUGAUUUUUUGGAUGAGGUGAGGGCGAAGGAGAAGGCGGAUGAGGCGCGGGCGAAGAAGGAGAUGGAGGCGGGGCUGAAGGCCUUUCGGGAGAGGCAGAAGAGCACCGGGGGAGAGAUUGCGGCGGCGGCGAAGGAGGAUGAAGGGCCGGGAGGGGAAGAUGAGGAAUGGGUUGUUGGGGGGAGGAAGAGGAAGAGGCAUGAGAGGGAGACGUUGGGCGUGAAGAAGAAGUCCGUGAGUAAGAGGACUGAGAAGGAUGAGGCUGUGGUGAAGGGAUUGGCGCUUGUAGGAUAUGGUUCGGAUUCGGAUGAGAGUGGU
Molecule: messenger RNA, 627 nt
Organism: Trichoderma asperellum CBS 433.97
Lineage: Eukaryota; Fungi; Ascomycota; Sordariomycetes; Hypocreales; Hypocreaceae
Source: RefSeq, a predicted model, not a curated record